AUAAUAGUAAUAUUUCGGCGGAAGCUUCUGUUGCAGCUCUCAGAAAUUGACGAGAAAGUUCCCGUCAGAAUUCGGUGGUUUAUAGCGUUAAGCAAAAACCCAAAAUUCAAAGUCUUUUCGUUUACCUUGUUUCCCUCAUUCCGGUUUUUUCCUCUCUCUUCUCUCCCACAUUCAAUUUCAAAGGCAUAGAGUGAGAUCGCCGACGAUGAAGAGAGUAUUUGGUGUCAAGAAGAACAAGGAGCCUCCUCCUUCCAUUCAGGAUGCUUCUGAUAGGAUCACUAAACGAGGUGACACGGUGGAUGAUAAGAUUAAGAAGCUUGACGCCGAGCUAAGUAGAUAUAAAGAGCAGAUCAAGAAAACUAGACCUGGUCCGGCCCAGGAAGCUAUUAAAGCUAGAGCCAUGAGAGUUCUUAAGCAGAAACGAAUGUAUGAAGGCCAGCGUGACAUGCUUUACAAUCAAACGUUCAAUCUCGAUCAAGUUCAAUUUGCUUCCGAGGGCAUUAAAGACGCCCAACAAACUAUGUCAGCUCUGAAGUCUGCUAACAAGGAGCUGAAGGGAAUGAUGAAAACUGUGAAGAUCCAAGAUAUUGAUAACUUGCAAGAUGAGAUGAUGGACCUCAUGGAUGUAAGUAAUGAGAUCCAAGAGACUUUGGGUAGAAGCUAUAACGUGCCUGAUGACAUUGACGAGGAUGAACUUAUGGGUGAACUAGAUGCAUUGGAAUUAGACAUGGGAAAUGAGACUGAAGCUGAUGGGGUCCCAUCCUACCUCCAACCCGAUAAAGAACCUGAUUUGGAGGCAGAGCUUAACUUACCUCCUGCUCCAACAGGACAAACGGCAGUGCCACCUGGCAGAUCCAAUGCCCAGACUGAAGACGAACUGGGUUUACCUGCUGUCCCUCGGGCAUCCAUACGCGGUUAAAGAUUCAUUUUUUUAUUAUCGUAGUGCAGUCACGAGAAGCCCUUGUAAAGAUGUUGCCAUUAUAUACUUUUAUCUUUUAUUUUUCCUUGUAAUAAACCAUGUGAAAUCGUCCUUGUUAUUUGUAUGAAAGGAAAUACUUGAUACUUGAUUUAUAUACACAACCUUCCUUAUCCAAA
This is a messenger RNA of Vigna radiata var. radiata (mung bean), 1095 nucleotides long. Its product is annotated as vacuolar protein sorting-associated protein 60.2. Gene Ontology annotation, cellular component: multivesicular body. The record is from RefSeq and is a predicted model, not a curated record. Bases 206 to 919 code for a protein of 237 amino acids. Gene Ontology annotation, biological process: vesicle budding from membrane; late endosome to vacuole transport via multivesicular body sorting pathway. NCBI's taxonomy places the organism in Eukaryota, Viridiplantae, Streptophyta, Magnoliopsida, Fabales, Fabaceae. The transcript has 7 exons.